Chelonia mydas (Green sea turtle) is the source of this 6278-nucleotide messenger RNA. RefSeq names its product zinc finger protein 239. Bases 3788 to 4891 code for a protein of 367 amino acids. Gene Ontology annotation, molecular function: DNA-binding transcription factor activity, RNA polymerase II-specific; RNA polymerase II cis-regulatory region sequence-specific DNA binding. The record is from RefSeq and is a predicted model, not a curated record. Gene Ontology annotation, biological process: regulation of transcription by RNA polymerase II. Lineage: Eukaryota; Metazoa; Chordata; Testudines; Cheloniidae. The transcript has 3 exons.
GAAGGGCUAUAUUUGUAAAGAUUGAGUUUACUUCCUCACCAGCUCAGCGGGGCUGUUUGGAGAGAUCACAUAAUAAAACCAUUAUCGUCUAGACAGCUCCAGUGUAAUAAAGGAAACAGGGGAAGGGAAGGAAUUCCCUGAGAAGCCCUGUGGGUGAUGCAUACCAAGAGUGCAGAGAUCUGAGAAUGUUUUGGAGAAAACGGGUAAGAUGAGAGAAGAUCAUUAUCUAAAGUCCGGGGAGUUGGAGGUUAAAACCACAGAGCUUCUUAACCCACCCUGCCCUAGAGAGGAUCAGCACAGUCAGAGAGGGAGGAGUACUUAAUAAAGAUGGGACUUUCCUGUUCCCAGCCAAAUAUCCCUCCCAGCGCCAUGUGUCCGAAGCGACAGGAUCUGCAUCUCCAGUGUAAACAACACCCCUCCACUGACAUGCAAAAAGCAUGAAUCCCCCGGGAGCAGCUGGGAGCGGGUUGCCGGUCCCCCAGACUGCUGCAAUCUCUUAGAUGGAACAAGGGAAAGAGCCAUGUGUCCCCGAUCUGCAUGCCUCCAUAGACAGGGAGCUCCCAAGGGGUACCUAUCCGGUAUGACACAGCCCAAAGGCCUCAAUCAGGAUUAGAGCUGCAGUUGUGCUGGGGGAUGAAGACGGUCCCUGUUGCAGAGAGUUUCCAGUCCAAAAGUUCCUCAGCAGUGACAAAGAACAUGAAGAAUAAUGUGUAUUUAUUUAGUCCAUUCCAUCCUAGAGCUGUGAUAUUUGUCAGGGUGAUUUUAGUGAUAGGGCUUGUCUACAUGACAAUGGCACCACUAUAGUUGUGCUGCUAUAGUGCUUCAGUGUAGACACUACCUGUGCCAGUAUGAGAGGUUCUCCUGUGGGCAUAGGUAGUGCAUCUCUCCCUGAGAAACAGUGAAUCAAACUGUUGUAUUGCGGGCCACUUUAACAUUAAUCUGUGUUCUCCUGAGCUGCUGCAGUGCUUUAUGGAAGCUGUAGUUCAGGUGUCUCAUGCCGCCAUUCUCUUCUGUGGACCAGGCUCCCUGGCUGGACUUCAUCUCCCAUGAUGCACCACAGUCUCCCCUCUGGUAGAACCACUGGAGUGCAUCAUGACUGCACGUCAAUUUUCAUGAUGCAUUGCAGUCAUGAAAUGUGUAGGUCAGCCAGGAAUCCUGUCCCAUAGAGAAGCAUGGGUUAUGCUACAUGGGGGUGAACUACAACGCAUCUGAAGUACCACAGCAGCUCAAGUAGACACAGUUUAAUGUGGAAGCGAGCUGAAAGGAAACAUUUCCAUUUGGUUCAACAAACCAAACCAAAACAUGUUGAUUCAGAACUGUCAAAAUGUUUCAGUGAAAAAUAUAAAAAAGAAAUGUUUAGACAUUUUGGAACUGAAAUUUUUUGGAACUUUUUGUUCUGCAAAAAAUUUCAAUAUUUCUGCUUUUUGUUCCAGUUUGGGACAAAUAUCAAACAAAUAUCAAAAGAUCUUGAUUUCCUGUGGGGUGGAAUUUUUGUUUUUCUAUCAGACCUAAUCUCAGUAUUGUAGCCAGAAGUUAAAGCAGAGGCUCUCAACCAGGGGCAUGCAUACCCCUGGGGGUACGCAGAGGUCUUCCAGGGUGUACAUUAACUCAUCUGGAUAUUAACAGGCUACAUAAAAAGCACUAGCAAACUCAAUACAAACUAAAAUUUCAUACAGACAAUGACUUGUUUAUACAGCUCUAUACACUGAAAAGUAAGUACAAUAUUUACAUUCCAAUUUAUUUUAUAAUUAUGUGGUAAAAAUGAGAAAGUAAGCAAUUUUUCAGUAAUUGUGUGCUGUGACACUUUUGUAUUUUUAGGUCUGAUUUUGUAAGCAAGCAGUUUUUAAGUGAGGUGAAACGUAGGGAUACAGAAAACAAAUCAGACUCCUGAAAGUCUGGAAAGGUUGAGAGCCACUGUGUUAGAGCAACUGGAAAGCAGAUGCCAAUUAUGGUUUAACAUCAGUCCUGACAGUCUGCUAGCAUUCCCUCGCCUAACCAGUGUAUUGUAGCGGAAACUUUCCUGUUUGCAAGUGUUGUAUUGAGUUCUGAAGGUGAUAAGGGCCAUAGUAAUUACUUUCUUCUAUGGCAGUGAGUUCCAUAGUGCGGGGCCAGCUUCUGGGAAUGUUCUGGGGAAAGGUGUGACAGAGUGGGAUAUGUCUGUACCCAGUUGUGAGCUCCAUUUUGUGUUUCAACGUCCAUCUUGGAUUGUAACCUCCAUUGUGACCUUCACUUAAUAGUAGAACCUCCAAUUUGAAUUAGAACAUCCAUUUUGUGUUAGGGUUUGACACCUAGUUCAAUGACAGUGGCUUUGUCUACACUUAAAACUUAUGCUAGCAAAGCUGUCAGUCAGCGGUGUGAAAAUACCACACACCCUAGCUGACAUUGCUAGGCUGACAAAACUGCUAGUAUAAACAAAGCUGUGUUAUCAGAAGAGGGCUUCUGUCACUAUAGCUAACAUCGUUCAGGGAGAUGGUGUUCCUACACUGGCAGAAAAUCUCCUUCUGUCACCAUAUGCUGCAUCUACACUAGGGGCUGGCAUAGACUGUGUAAUGUAGACAUAAUCUAUGGCUGAGAAGCCACCAUAGAGCAAUCAUGGGCCAUCGACUUUAGCUGUCUCUCAACUACUGGCCCACUGCGAGGGGAUAGUGGACUCUCUACAGCAGCCUGACUCGGGGUAAGAGGCUGGAAUUUCCCAGUUGGAGCACAUGGGCAAAAAGAGUCAGAGGCUGUAUUUAAGAGGGGAGGGCUUCUCUGAGCAAGCGGACCAACCACCACCAUAUGUCAGAAGCCUCUUGGCUAGAGAGUGAGGACAAGGCAGGAGGGUCUGCCUAGCCUGAAACACUGACCAGACCCUGGACUUGUGGGGUGAGAUCAGAGUAAGAGAGUGAGGUGGAAGCAUUGCAGGACUGUUUGUUAUUUUGCAAAGAUCUAUAACUCUCCAGUGCUCUCUUAAGAGUAAAAGUGGCUGUGGUUAAGAAGUGCCUUGGCUAAACCUAUAAGGGGGUUAAUGGAGCAGCUCAGUGCCCACACCCAGAUAAGGCUCUGAGGGCACAUGUCAGGCUUGGGCGACACCUAAAAAUUAGGUUGACAAAGCAACAUCACUCAGGGCUGUGAGACAUGUUGUGCCCUAUGCAACAUAGCUAGGUCAACUUAAUCCCACUGUAGAAGCAGCUAGACAGAAGACUUAUUCGUCACUCAAGCCACUGCCUUUUGGAGAGGUGGAUUACCUACACUGACAGGAAAAGUCUUACAGUCAAUGUAGGAAGCAACUACACUGUGGCAGUACAGUGGCAAAGCUGCAGUGCUAUAGCUGUACCAUUCCAGUGCAGACACACUCGAAGCAGCUAAGGGCUUGGCCUGGUUUGGGGUUUAAGACAGCUGCCUGCAGAGCCCCAUAUCCCUUGGAAAGAUGGCAGACACGGCAGCUGGGACUGGUGAUUAGUCACUACCCAGACCCGGGGGUUUAGAAGCAUGUGGGAUCCAGCGGUUGGGUCCGUUCAUAACAGACUGGUGUCAGUCCAGAGAGAGGGAUUGGUCCAGGUUGUGAUAAAAAGCUCAGGUGAUUUUUUUUUCUCCUGUUUUAUGAUCUUAUCAAAGGGUCUAAUUCAGCACCCAUUCAUAUGAUUGGAAAGACUGCUUUUGAUUUUGAUGGGCUUAGGAUCAGGCUGUAAAGUUUUCGGAUUUGUGACAAACUCUUUGCGAUUCCCUUGGCUGAGGCACCCUUUCCCUCAGACACAGGGAUGAAUCAUGUCUCGAUUCUCUGUUUAUUCCAGCAGGUGAUGGGAUCAUGAGUGAAAACGAGGAGGAGAAUCCACAGCAGGAGGGUCUUCAGAUAGAGGAACCAAGUGUAGCAUUGUCAGAAAAAUCCAAAGGGAAAGAUUCCCAGAGCCCUGACUGGGAAGAUGACUAUGAGGAUGAGUGGGGGACAGAAAAUCAGGAGAGAAACCUUCCAGGAAAGAAAUGGGGUGAAUCUCCUCCCCGAGAGAGAGGUUUCAGGAAAUUCAAAGACAUCAUUGCCCAGCAGAGGCCUCACACUGGAGAGAAACCUCAUAAAUGUCCCGACUGUGGGAAGAGCUUUAGUCGGAGAUCAAACCUCAUUCAGCACCAGAGGACCCACACAGGCCAGAGACCUUACAAGUGCCCCGAAUGUGGGAAAACCUUCAGCCUGCGCUCGACGCUUACAAGACAUCAGCGAACUCAUCUGCAGGAGAAGCCCUAUAAAUGCACUGAGUGCGGGAAGAGCUUCCGCCAGAGCUCAGACCUGAUCACCCACCAGCGAGUGCACACAGGAGAGACACCUUACCGGUGUGCUGUGUGCGGGAAGAGCUUUGGGCGGAGCUCCAACCUGAGCCAACACCAGACCACGCACAUGGGGGACAGACCCUAUCAAUGUGUUGACUGCCUGAAGAGCUUCCGGAGCAGUUCCGCCCUGGUGCAGCACCAGAGGAGCCAUACGGGGGAGAAACCCUAUCAGUGCUCUGAAUGCAGGAGCUGCUUCCUGCAGAGCUCGGACCUGAUCAAACACCAGAGGAUCCACACUGGGGAGAGGCCCUACCAGUGCCCCGCCUGUGGGAAAUGCUUCAGCCAGAGCUCCUCACUCACUGAGCACCAGAGGACACACACCGGGGAGCGACCUUACCAUUGCACCGAGUGCGGGAAACGUUUUUGCCAGAGCUCCACACUCAUCCAGCACCAGAGGAUCCACACUGGGGAGAAGCCCUACAGAUGCACCGAGUGCGGGAAAAGCUUCUGCCGGAGCUCCAACCUGAAUCAGCAUCUGACAAUCCACAUGAUAAAGAAACCUCAUCGGUGCACUGACUGUGGGAGGGGCUUCAGUCAGCUCACUAACCUUACUGUACACCAGAGAAUCCACUCUGGACAGACACCCUAGGACGGUGAUUCUCAAACUUUUGUAUUGGUGACCCCUUUCAGCAAGUGUCUGAGUGCGACCCCCCCCCCCCUUAUAAAUUAAAAACAUGUUUUAAGUAUUUAACGCUAUUAUAAAUGCUGGAGGUGAAGCGGGGUUUGGGGGUGGAGGCUGACAGCUCAUGACCCCCCAUGUAAUAAUCUUGCGACCCCCUGAGUGGUUAUGACCCCCAGUUUGAGAAUUCCUGCCCUAGGAGCUAUGGGGACAGCUUCACGGACCUACCAGCACCAGAAAAUACACUCCACACAGAAAGCAUUGCUGGCUGUCUCCCUCCUGGAUAGUGGCCUACUCCAGGAGGUUCAAUUCAGGGAGGGAUUAGGGAUAUCUUCCUCCACCUUUAAGAGCUUUAUCAGCUGGAUAAUCUUGCAGAGAAGGAUCUGAUCUGUUCUGUUGCUUUUGCUCCAUGCACUGCAGAGUGAGACCGAUCAGGAUCAUGCCAGUUUCAUUCUGCUGCUGGGGUACCCUUUGUUAUACAGUUGGGUUCUGCAGAGAGGGCUAGGUGGAAGAAAAUGACAGGGAGGGUCAGAGACACACAGAAGCAAGUGGGAAGGUAAUGUUGCUCAGGGCUGUUUCCAGAGACUAACUUUAUCCUUGACGCAGCUCUCAUGUAAUAUAUAAUAUACCUUCUAGGGCAGAUGUUGAUAGAUACAUGCAGGCAGGGUAUAUUGGCUCCACAUGUGCAGAACUACUACAAAACAGUGUCUUACUGUAGCUUUCUCACAUGCUAUGGAGUGGACAUUGACACACCAAGACGGCCACAGCCUGGGUUGGGAGAACACAGUGUCUCGUGCCUGGAUCCCUUGGGGAGAAGACUAUGCCCUGGUCUAUACUAGGAGUUGAGGUCGAAUUUAGCAGCGUUAAAUCGAUUUAACCCUGCACCCGUCCACACGAUGAAGCCCUUUUUUUCGACUGAAAGGGCUCUUAAAAUCAAGUUCCUUACUCCACCCCCGACAAGGGGAUUAGUGCUGAAAUCGGCCUUGCUGGGUCAAGUUUGGGGUAUUGUGGAUGCAAUUAGAUGGUAUUGGCCUCCGGGAGCUAUCCCAGAGUGCUCCAUUGUGACCGCUCUGGACAGCACUCUCAACUCAGAUGCACUGGCCAGGUAGACAAGAAAAGGCCCGCGAACUUUUGAAUUUCAGUUUCCGUUUGGCCAGCAUGACAAGCUGCAGGUGAGUGCAGAGCUCAUCAGCAGAGGUGAUCAUGCAGAGUUCAUCAGCAGAGGUAACCAUGAUGGAGUCCCAGGAUCGCAAAAGAGCUCCAACAUGGACCGAAUGGGAGCUACAGGAUCUGAUUGUUGUAUGGGGAGCGGAAUCCGUGCUAUCAGAACUCUGUUCCAGUUUUUGAAAUGCCAAAA